CCAUCCUUACCUUACGAGAAAACCCAAACAAAAAGCAUCCUUCCAAAACCCACUCACUCCUUAUUUUCAGCCACGUGUCACCGCGUUUUCCUCUCUGCUUCGACGGCGUUUACCAGUCGCUCUGUCUCUUUCUCUAUCUAUGUUCUUGUGCAACAAGCUCCAAGGUUUCUCGCUCGAUCCAUUUUUCAACCGUUACGACUCUCUGGUCAGCUCCAAAAAUAUCACCCAAUUUCUCAGCGCCUAAGCAGUGACGUCUUUGAAGUUUAUGCUUCGCCCUCAUGAAUUUUAUCUUCUUCCAGAUUUAGAUGGAUUUCGGACUCUAUGCAUCACUUGCCUGGAUUUUUCAUUCGUAGCAAGAAAGGCGGCCCUAUGGACCCUAAGAACCGCCGUAGGCCGAGGCUGGAUCGUCGAAAUGCGGCCAAGCACAUUGAGUAUGAUGCCUCCUCGUACUCCUCCUCUUUAGACGACUUGUCUUCCUCGUCUCUGGUUACUAGAUCUCUUGAUUUACCGGAUCGGACUAGUUUUAGGAUUGAGGGAACGGAGGGUGAGUUUGACCGCAUUUGUCGGAGCCUGGGGUUGUCUGGUCUUGAAGAUUUCGAAAUUCCGGCCGCGGCUUGGGAAGCGAUGAAAGUUCGGUCGGCGUCGGAUCUUCUCCCUAGGUCCAGAUUCCAUGAGGCGGAUAGUCCAAGGAUAGGGGACGAGAAACAACAACAUCAGCAGCUGCAAGAGCAGGAGGACAGUAAAUUGUGUGCUAGGGUUUUGUAUAGUGUGAGUAUUAGCGACGCUGCUGAGUUGACUCCGGACGAGCCAGUUCAGCCAGCAAAGUUAAAUGCUUGUUGUGGUCCUGCGGGGGGAAUCAAAGGGGCUAGGCCGCCGUUGUUGAAGCCGCCGCCUUCAAUGACAUUACCUGUGAUCGAUAAUGCUUGUUCUACUUGGGAUUUAUUAAGGGAUUUUGCCCCUCAAAAUAAUAGAGGUUCCCGUUCCUUGGCAUGGGCCUCUGAUGAUGAAGAAGGAGGACUAAGUGAACAUGGACUUGGUGCGACUGCUAUUAAGAGAGGAGAGGAGGAUAAUUUGUUGAGGGUCGGGACGAUUGCUGCUUUAUCAGAGUCUUGUUCGUUUACGACAUCCAAUGAUGAUGAUUCAUCGAGUACUACCACGGAGCUCAUGUCCAGCAUUUCCCCGAAUGAGAGAUUUAGAAGGAUUAUUAAUUACUGGGAAAAAGGAGAGCUGCUCGGACGUGGGUCGUUCGGAUCGGUGUAUGAAGGAAUCUCUGAUGAUGGAUUCUUUUUCGCUGUAAAAGAAGUUUCCUUGCUUGAUCAAGGAAGUCAAGGCAAACAAAGUAUUUACCAACUUGAGCAGGAGAUUGCACUUUUAAGUCAGUUUGAACAUGAAAACAUAGUUCAGUAUUACGGUACUGAUAAGGAUGAAUCAAAACUAUAUAUCUUUCUUGAGCUUGUAACUAAAGGCUCCCUUAUGAAUCUCUAUCAAAGAUACAAUCUUCGAGAUUCACAAGUUUCUGCAUACACAAGACAGAUUUUGCACGGUUUGAAAUAUCUUCAUGAUCGAAAUGUUGUUCACAGGGAUAUCAAAUGUGCAAAUAUACUGGUAGAUGCUAAUGGAUCAGUGAAACUUGCAGAUUUUGGAUUAGCAAAGGCAACAAAAUUGAAUGAUGUUAAAUCUUGCAAGGGGACUGCAUUUUGGAUGGCACCUGAGGUUGUUAAUAGGAAAAAUCAGGGUUAUGGCCUUCCAGCUGAUAUAUGGAGUCUUGGAUGUACUGUUUUGGAGAUGUUAACUCGCCAGAUUCCAUAUUCGCAUUUGGAAUGUAUGCAGGCAUUGUUUAAGAUUGGCAAAGGUGAUCCUCCACCUGUUCCUGAUACUCUUUCACAGGAUGCGCGAGAUUUUAUUUUGCAAUGCCUACAAGUUAAUCCCAAUGAUCGUCCUACUGCUGCACAGCUCUUAGAGCAUUCAUUUGUAAGACGGUCACUUUCAACAUCAUCUUCAGGUUCUGCAUCGCCUUAUAUUGGCCGAAGGACUUAGAAGCAUUUGCUCAGCUACAUUUCUGACAGAUAAUUAGUUCCUUCCAUGGCAAAGGAUGCGGACCUGUUUAUCCUGUUUGCACAGACAAGUGGGAGACUAGUUCUCAAACACAGUUUGGGGCAGCCAUUAAUUUUUGGUUGUGCAAGCUCUUAAGUCUGCGAGCUUGAUAUAAAUUAAUGAAGAUCAAAAUUUGAAAUGAUGUAGUAUCUGGCCUUGGAUCUUUAACUUCAUGAUAUCAGAAUGGUGUUCCGUCCGUGCGUCCUGCACUGGGUAUUUCGGCAUUAUCAUCUCACGGUUCUUGAUAUUUAGCCACCUGCCUGUUGUGGAAAGAUAAUCUCCUGGUACCACGUUCAAAUUUGCUAGUCUUUGCCUUCGAUUCUUUUCUUUUAUUUUCUUUCCUUCUUUUUUUUUACUGUGUGAAGAUCUGUAGGAGCAUGGUAUUGCUGCAAGAAAUAGGGAACAGACACCAUUGUGUACAUAUCCCAGUAUUUUUAUUGUAGUGAAUUUCAGUAUUAAUUGAAGUUUUAGUUUUGUACUA
Molecule: messenger RNA, 2575 nt
Organism: Manihot esculenta (cassava)
Lineage: Eukaryota; Viridiplantae; Streptophyta; Magnoliopsida; Malpighiales; Euphorbiaceae
Product: mitogen-activated protein kinase kinase kinase 1
Exons: 9
Coding region: 322-2037 (571 amino acids)
Biological process (GO): protein phosphorylation
Molecular function (GO): protein kinase activity; ATP binding
Source: RefSeq, a predicted model, not a curated record